GUUUUUGUUGGCAAGAUCCCCCGAGACUUGUACGAGGAUGAAUUGGUACCGCUCUUUGAGAAAGCUGGUCCCAUCUGGGAUCUGCGCCUUAUGAUGGAUCCUCUUUCUGGUCAAAACAGAGGUUAUGCUUUCAUUACCUUUUGCAGUAAAGAUGCAGCGCAGGAAGCAGUCAAACUGUGUGACAACUAUGAAAUUCGUCCUGGGAAGCACCUUGGGGUAUGCAUCUCUGUGGCAAACAACAGGCUAUUUGUUGGAUCAAUUCCAAAGAACAAGACGAAGGAAAACAUAUUGGAAGAGUUCAGUAAAGUCACAGAGGGUUUGGUGGAUGUAAUCCUCUAUCACCAACCUGACGAUAAAAAGAAGAACCGGGGCUUCUGCUUCUUGGAAUACGAGGAUCACAAGUCAGCAGCACAAGCUCGCCGCCGCCUCAUGAGCGGGAAAGUAAAAGUCUGGGGCAAUGUUGUGACAGUGGAGUGGGCUGACCCAGUAGAGGAACCUGAUCCAGAAGUCAUGGCAAAGGUGAAAGUUUUAUUUGUAAGAAACUUGGCCACCACUGUGACAGAAGAAAUUCUUGAGAAAUCCUUUUCUGAAUUUGGAAAGCUGGAAAGAGUGAAGAAGUUGAAGGAUUAUGCUUUUGUUCAUUUUGAGGACAGAGGUGCAGCAGUGAAGGCUAUGAAUGAAAUGAAUGGAAAAGAGAUAGAAGGGGAAGAAAUUGAAAUAGUGUUAGCAAAACCACCCGAUAAGAAAAGGAAGGAACGUCAGGCUGCCAGACAAGCCUCCAGAAGCACUGCGUAUGAAGACUAUUAUUACUACCCUCCGCCUCGCAUGCCACCUCCUAUUAGAGGCCGAGGCCGUGGAGGGAGAGGUGGCUAUGGCUAUCCCCCCGAUUACUAUGGCUAUGAAGAUUAUUACGAUGAUUAUUAUGGUUAUGACUAUCAUGACUACCGUGGUGGCUAUGAAGAUCCCUAUUACGGCUAUGAUGAUGGCUAUGCUAUAAGAGGAAGAGGAGGAGGAGGAAGGGGUGGGAGAGGAGCUCCUCCACCACCUAGGGGGCGGGGAGCACCACCACCCCGAGGUAGAGCCGGCUAUUCGCAGAGGGGGGCACCCAUGGGCCCUCCGAGAGGAGCCAGGGGUGGGAGAGGGGGUCCCGCGCAGCAGCAGAGAGGACGUGGUGCUCGUGGAGCCAGGGGCAACCGUGGGGGCAACGUAGGAGGCAAGAGAAAGGCAGAUGGGUACAACCAGCCUGAUUCCAAGCGCCGUCAGACCAACAACCAGCAGAACUGGGGCUCCCAACCCAUCGCUCAACAGCCGCUCCAGCAAGGUGGUGACUAUGCCGGUAACUAUGGUUACAAUAAUGACAACCAGGAAUUUUAUCAGGAUACUUAUGGGCAACAGUGGAAGUAGACAAGUGAGGAGGGAUUGAGAAUAUUGGCAACAUAGAAUUGGCUAUAGCUCUACAUUCUUCAAAACAAAAUUGGCUUAAUGUUUCAUCCUUCAGUAGCGAUUGGCUGCCAUUUGUAUUGGGCUGAAGAAUCACUCUUAUUGUGUAUAUACUCGAGUCUCUUAGUUUUCUUUUUCAUAAACGCACUUGGACAUUACUGGGCUUGCAGAAUUCCUGAACUCCAUAUGGGGUUUCGAUGCUUUUAUCAUUUUAGGCUUCAUUUUAGCAGUUUAAAAGCAGGAAUCUGUUCAAUCAUGAUUUUUGCAGAACUCUGGUUUUGGACAGGUUUUUUGGUUUUUUUGUUUUUUUGUUUUUUUUUUUUUUGGAUUUGGGAUAGACUACAUAGGAGUAUGCUGUACAUAAAAGUAAAAGCUAGUGCUUUGUCUUAGUAGUUUUAAGAAAUUACAACAAAUUAAGUUUUCUUGUAUUGAAAAUAACAUGAUUGUAUGUUUUGCAUUCCUAGAAGUAGGUUAACUGUGUUUUUAAAUUGUUAUAACUUCACACCUUUUUGAAAAUCUGCCCUACAAAAUUUGUUUGGCUUAAAACGUCAAAGCCGUGGCAAUUUGUUCCUUGAUGUGAUUGUAUUUCCAAUUUCUUGUUCAUGUAAGAUUUCAAUAAAACUCAAAAAACUAUUCAAAACA
Tinamus guttatus (white-throated tinamou) is the source of this 2082-nucleotide messenger RNA. The record is from RefSeq and is a predicted model, not a curated record. NCBI's taxonomy places the organism in Eukaryota, Metazoa, Chordata, Aves, Tinamiformes, Tinamidae.